Molecule: messenger RNA, 1515 nt
Organism: Aspergillus heteromorphus CBS 117.55
Lineage: Eukaryota; Fungi; Ascomycota; Eurotiomycetes; Eurotiales; Aspergillaceae
Product: putative short chain dehydrogenase
Exons: 3
Coding region: 311-1180 (289 amino acids)
Cellular component (GO): intracellular anatomical structure
Molecular function (GO): oxidoreductase activity, acting on NAD(P)H, oxygen as acceptor
Source: RefSeq, a predicted model, not a curated record
CUCGCAGCUAUUCUUUCUUGGGCGUCGGUUCCAGUCUCUGAUGCUCACAUGAGCCCUCAUGACUCCAGCACCAAUGCCAGUAACCCCUGAGGAGGCCACCCGUGGACCAUCGUGAACUAUUUAAGAGCUGCUCGAGCCCUGGAGCUCUUCUGCCAUCAUCAAUUGAGUCUUCAUCUUCUCUCUCCGACACCUAUCCCCAGUGACCUGUGCUCAUACUUGAGACGAGACAUCACUUUACUUCUUGUUUACACUCCCUCUAACACUUUUCUCCUCCCGUCCUCCAACCUUAUCUUCCUCCAUACAUGCCACAAUGUCUGUUUCCUUCGAGAGCACCGACGUUUCCCCCGCCCCUACCCUCGUUAAGCAGGAUGGCCCAUGUCUCGGCUCCAAGUCUCGGAUGCCCGAGUUCAGCCUGGCUGGAAAGGUUGUCCUGGUCUCUGGGGCUGCUCGCGGGCUCGGUCUGACCCAAGCUGAAGCUCUCUUGGAGGCCGGAGCCACGGUUUACGCUCUAGAUCGGCUCGAAGAGCCUUCCCCCGAAUUCUUCAAGGUCCAGAAGCGCGCCCAUGAGGAGCUAGGCACGGAGUUCUACUACCGUCGCAUCGAUGUGCGCGACACGGAACUUCUCAACACCACCGUCGAAGCCAUUGCCAACGCGGAGGGCCGACUGGACGGUCUGGUGGCGGCAGCCGGCAUCCAGCAGGAGACUCCGGCGCUGGAGUACUCGGCCCAGGAUUCCAACACCAUGUUCGAAGUCAACGUCACCGGCGUGUUCAUGACUGCUCAGGCUGUCGCCAAGCAGAUGAUCCGCUUCGGGAACGGGGGCAGUAUCGCACUGAUUGCUAGCAUGAGCGGCACUGUUGCCAAUCGGGGUCUAAUCUGCCCAGCCUACAACGCCAGCAAGGCCGCCGUCCUCCAGCUCGGCCGCAACCUCGCCAUGGAGUGGGGACAGUACAAAAUCCGCGUCAACACCAUCUCCCCGGGCUACAUCGUGACGGCCAUGGUCGAGAAGCUCUUUGUGCAGUUCCCCGAGCGCCGCGACGAAUGGCCCAAGCAGAACAUGCUCGGCCGGCUGUCCGCCCCCAACGAGUACCGCGGCGCAGCCGUCUUCCUCCUCAGUGACGCCAGCAGCUUCAUGACGGGCAGUGAUCUUCGCAUGGACGGCGGGCAUGCCGCGUGGUAGAUGCCAUCAUCUAUCCAUCAACCCGGUCCUUCUUCUGCUUCUGUUCUUCGUUCACAUUGCACUUGCACCUUCUAUUGCAUGGCGUUCCGGCAGCGAAGCAAUGCGCAUCCGUCCAUCUACUCUUCUGCUUCGGUUCCAUGAUGUCUUUGUCCGCGGCGAUUCCCUUCUGCUUCGGGAUUCCAUUCAGCGUUUCCGGUGUCUGGACGGGAUGGUUCCAAUAUCUAGACCCCAUACCCAUCCCUACUCAUCCACUUGCCGCAUCAGUGAGGGAGUUGUAUCUAGUAUCGUUUACUUUACAGUCCGGUGGCUCAAUCUAAUCUAAUACAUAAGACAUG